ACACAAAUUUCAACCUAAAACUCCAUGGAGUGUUGAACCCUAUUCUUAUUUGAAUCCAUUUUGUGAAAAUUUCACUCACCUCUGCUCCAAGUUUAUAAGUUUUCAGUUCUUACACGCAACUUUGUUACAAAAACACAAAACUCUGCAUCAGCAAUUCAGCAUAGUUUAGACAAAAAAGAAAAGAGAAAAGCAAAACAAAUAAUCAAAUAACAUAAAAUUAAGAGAAGCAGAAGAGAGAGAUUGAAAAACACAUUCUCUCUCUCUCUCUCUCUCUCUCUCUCUCUCUCUCUCUCUGUUUUGCUGUUUCUCUCUGUUUUCUGUGUUCUGUGCAUUGUCACGCUGCAUCUCUAUUUUGUAUUUACAAUCGAAAACGUUGUCGUUUGGGGUGUGUGCUGUUGGUGAUUAUCCUCGUUGGUCAGUCUCCAAAGGUUGGAGCUUUGCACAGGUAGCUACAACACAUGAAUACAUCAUCACAAUCAUAAGCGUCAUAAUUAUCAACAAUCUUUGAAUCACAAGGGCAAAUUCAGAGACCCUUUGUGAAAAAGAUCAGUUUUUUGUAAUCUUCUUCGAGAUAUUGGAUUUUUCUGGUCACACCCUUUGUCCCUUUGUGUGUUUUGGAUGCUAUAAGAAAACAACACUCUUGAUAAUAGCAAUAGAAAGCUAUUUUUAUCUUCUUCCUUCUCGUGUUCUUUGUGUUUACGUGUGUUGAUGAAAAAUCUCUUGUUUUGUUUUCAUGUGCAAUGUGUCCACAGAAUCUACCUCCAGAUGCAUAUUUGAUGGUGAAAUGAUUCCCUUUCUAUUCCGCUUCACUGAUCUCAAUCUCUUAGCUGCUGCUGCUUCUUCUUCUUCUUCUCAUCGACUCAUUUCUCUGAAUCCCAAGCUUUCUUCAAUAACACAGCAAUGUCUACAACACUACCUCCUUCUUCUUCUUCUGUUGGAUCGUCUAAUACCCUUUUGAAUGAGAUCCUUUCUUUGCCAGUUUUGGAACUUGUAGCAACGUGUGCCAACUUGGCACUGCUGCUUGUGUUUCUCAUUGUUAUCUUUUCAAGAAAGGUGCUUGGGAACGUGGGAAGUGUUAGAUAUGACAAUAAGGAUGAUAUUGCAAGCAAUGGUGGCGCAGUUAGUCCUAGAGUUGUUGAUGCACAAACACAUCAAGUUAGGAUUGGUACAUGGUUCAAGCUUUCGGUCUUGUCUUGUCUCUAUGUUCUGUUGGUGCAACUUGUGGUGUUGGGGUUUGAUGCUGUAGCUUUGAUUCAGGGAAAGGGUAAUUUGUCUGUAAUUUUGUUGCCAGUUUCUCAGGGUUUGUCUUGGAUUGUGUUGAGCUUCUUGGCUUUAAAUUGCAAGGCUCAGAGGCUUGAUAGGUUUCCAUUUUUGUUGAGAGUUUGGUGGAGUGUGUCAUUUGUUAUUUGCUUGUGCACUUUGUAUGUUGAUGGGAGGGGGUUAUGGGAUGAAGGUUACAAGCAUUUGCAGUCCCAUGUGGUGGUGAAUUUCGCAGCCACGCCUGCACUUGCCUUCUUGUGUAUUGUUGCAGCUAGGGGUGCUACCGGUAUUGAAGUCUGUGGGGAUUCGGAUUUUCGAGAGCCGUUGCUUGCUGAAGAAGAAUCAGGGUGUGUGAAGGUUACUCCAUACAGUGAUGCUGGAAUUUUUAGCCUGGCUACUCUGUCUUGGCUGAACCCAAUUCUUUCCCUCGGCGCAAGGCGACCAUUGGAGCUUAAGGACAUUCCCCUAGUGGCACGAAAAGAUCGAGCUAAGACAAAUUACAAGAUUUUGAAUUCUAAUUGGGAGAGAUUGAAGGCUGAAAAUUCGUCCGGACAGCCUUCGUUAGCUUGGGCACUUCUCAGAUCAUUUUGGAAGGAAGCAGCUUGGAAUGCCAUCUUUGCUGGUUUGAAUACUCUUGUUUCUUAUGUUGGUCCUUACAUGGUAAGCUACUUUGUUGAUUACUUGAGUGGCAAACAAAGUUAUCCGAACGAGGGCUAUGUCCUCGCUGGGAUAUUCUUCGUGGCGAAGCUUGUUGAGACCUUUACAACUCGUCAAUGGUAUCUAGGAGUGGAUAUCUUGGGCAUGCAUGUUAGAUCAGCUCUAACAGCGAUGGUGUAUCGAAAGGGGCUUAGACUCUCGAGCUUAGCGAAGCAAAGUCACACAAGUGGAGAGAUUGUUAACUACAUGGCUGUAGAUGUUCAAAGAGUAGGGGACUACUCUUGGUACCUUCAUGAUAUGUGGAUGCUUCCUAUGCAGAUUGUUCUUGCCCUUCUAAUCUUGUACAAGAACGUUGGAAUUGCUUGUAUUGCAACACUGAUUGCUACCAUCAUUUCAAUUGUUGUCACUGUUCCAGUAGCUAGGAUCCAAGAAGAUUAUCAAGACAAGUUAAUGGCUGCAAAAGAUGAAAGGAUGAGAAAAACAUCUGAGUGCUUAAGGAACAUGAGGAUUCUCAAGUUGCAAGCUUGGGAAGACAGGUAUCAAAUAAAGUUAGAGGAGAUGCGUGGAGUCGAGUUCAAAUGGCUUCGAAAAGCGUUGUACUCGCAGGCUUUCAUAACAUUCAUAUUCUGGAGCUCCCCCAUUUUUGUUUCAGCUGUCACUUUCGCUACAUGCAUAUUGCUGGGUGGAGAGUUGACUGCAGGUGGUGUGCUUUCUGCUUUGGCUACUUUUAGAAUCCUCCAAGAACCUCUCAGGAAUUUUCCGGACUUGGUUUCAACAAUGGCUCAGACUAAGGUUUCGAUUGAUCGAAUAUCUUGUUUCCUGCUUGAGGAAGAGUUGCAGGAAGAUGCAACUAUUGUCUUACCUCAUGGAAUCUCUAAUGUUGCAGUAGAAAUUAAGGAUGGCAUCUUCUGUUGGGACCCUUCUUCAUCUUCUAGACCAACUCUAUCAGGGAUUCAUAUGAAGGCCGAAAAAGGAAUGCGUGUGGCUGUUUGUGGUAUGGUUGGUUCUGGGAAAUCAAGUUUUCUUUCUUGCAUCCUUGGAGAGAUUCCUAAGCUUUCCGGCGAAGUAAGGGUGUGCGGCUUGUCUGCAUAUGUCUCGCAAUCAGCAUGGAUACAGUCUGGAAACAUAGAGGAAAAUAUUCUGUUUGGAAGCCCAAUGGACAAAGCAAAGUACAAGAAUGUUCUUCAUGCUUGUUCUCUUAAGAAGGACUUGGAGCUUUUCUCACAUGGUGAUCAAACAAUUAUUGGUGAUAGAGGCAUAAACCUGAGUGGUGGCCAGAAGCAGCGUGUUCAGCUCGCACGAGCACUCUACCAAGAUGCUGAUAUUUAUCUUCUUGAUGAUCCCUUUAGUGCAGUUGAUGCUCACACCGGAUCAGAAUUGUUUAGGGAGUAUAUAUUGACAGCACUAGCAAAUAAAACAGUAAUCUAUGUGACACAUCAAGUUGAAUUUCUUCCUGCUGCUGAUUUGAUACUGGUUCUCAAAGAAGGCUGCAUCAUACAAGCUGGAAAAUAUGAUGAUCUCUUACAAGCAGGAACAGAUUUUAAUGCUCUAGUUUCUGCUCACCAUGAAGCCAUAGAGGCUAUGGAAAUUCCUAGUUUCUCAUCUGAAGAUUCCGAAGAACAUUUAUCCUUAAAUGCAUUGGUUAUAUCCAGUAAGAAGUCUAUUUGUUCCACAAAUGAUAUUGACAAUUUGGCAAAGGAACUGCAAGAGGGAUCAUCGAAUUCAGAUCAAAAAGCGAUUAAGGAGAAGAAGAAAACAAAACGCUCAAGGAAAAAGCAACUAGUUCAAGAAGAGGAGAGGGUCAGAGGUAGAAUCAGCAUGAAGGUUUAUUUGUCAUACAUGGCAGCAGCAUAUAAAGGGUUAUUGAUUCCUCUCAUAAUCAUGGCGCAAACGUUCUUUCAGUUUCUACAGAUUGCUAGUAAUUGGUGGAUGGCUUGGGCUAACCCACAAACUGAAGGAGACCUGCCAAAAGUAUCUCCCACAGAGCUUCUUGUUGUUUACAUGGCCCUCGCUUUCGGCAGCUCCUGCUUUAUAUUUGUAAGGGCUAUUCUGGUGGCUACAUUUGGCCUUGCAGCAGCUCAGAAGCUGUUCUUGAAGAUGCUUAGAAGUGUUUUCCAUGCACCAAUGUCUUUCUUCGACUCUACACCUGCCGGACGGAUCUUGAAUCGUGUAUCAGUUGAUCAAAGUGUUGUGGAUCUUGACAUUCCUUUCAGACUCGGUGGCUUCGCUUCGACAACAAUACAACUUAUUGGUAUUGUUGGUGUGAUGACAGAAGUCACAUGGCAAGUUUUGCUCCUAGUUAUCCCAAUGGGUGUUGCUUGUUUGUGGAUGCAGAAAUACUAUAUGGCUUCCUCGAGGGAACUAGUCCGAAUUGUAAGCAUCCAGAAGUCUCCAAUCAUAAAUCUUUUUGCUGAAUCAAUUGCUGGAGCUUCUACAAUAAGAGGAUUUGGACAAGAAAAGAGGUUUAUGAAGCGAAAUCUCUAUCUUCUAGAUUGCUUUGCUCGGCCAUUCUUCUGCAGUCUUGCUGCUAUCGAAUGGCUCUGCUUGCGGAUGGAGUUACUGUCAACUUUUGUAUUUGCUUUCUGCAUGGUAUUACUUGUAAGCUUCCCCCAUGGAAGCAUUGAUCCCAGCAUGGCUGGACUUGCUGUGACUUAUGGACUCAAUUUGAAUGCACGUUUAUCGAGAUGGAUACUUAGCUUCUGCAAACUCGAAAAUAAAAUCAUUUCUAUUGAAAGAAUUUACCAAUACAGUCAAAUUCCAAGUGAAGCACCAGCAAUCAUUGAAGAUUUUCGCCCUCCACCCUCAUGGCCUGAAAAUGGAACAAUUGAAAUAAUUGAUCUGAAGGUACUUAUUAGAUCAGUUUUGUUAAAUUUUUACCUCUUUAUUUCAUUUUAGAUUAUUAAUUCUCACAAGCAA
Arachis duranensis is the source of this 4833-nucleotide messenger RNA. RefSeq names its product ABC transporter C family member 5. Gene Ontology annotation, cellular component: plant-type vacuole; vacuolar membrane. The record is from RefSeq and is a predicted model, not a curated record. Gene Ontology annotation, molecular function: ABC-type transporter activity; ATP hydrolysis activity; ATP binding. The coding region runs from base 901 to 4812 and encodes 1303 amino acids. The transcript is spliced from 7 exons. Lineage: Eukaryota; Viridiplantae; Streptophyta; Magnoliopsida; Fabales; Fabaceae. Gene Ontology annotation, biological process: transmembrane transport.